Molecule: messenger RNA, 3753 nt
Organism: Acanthosepion pharaonis
Lineage: Eukaryota; Metazoa; Mollusca; Cephalopoda; Sepiida; Sepiidae
Source: the annotation of a GenBank genome assembly
AUGAGCUUAUUCAUAUCUAUCUAUCUAUCUAUCUAUCACAGACUGUUUCUAUCUAUCUAUCUAUCUAUCUAUCUAUCUAUCUAUCUAUCUAUCUAUCUAUCUAUCUAUCACAGACUGUUUCUAUCUAUCUAUCUAUCUAUCUAUCUAUCUAUCUAUCUAUCUAUCUAUCACAGACUGUUUCUAUCUAUCACAGACUGUUUCUAUUUAUCACAGACUGUUUCUAUCUAUCUAUCUAUCUAUCUAUCUAUCUAUCUAUCUAUCUAUCUAUCUAUCACAGACUACUGUUUCUAUCUAUCUAUCUAUCUAUCUAUCUAUCUAUCUAUCUAUCUAUCACAGACUGUUUCUAUCUAUCACAGACUGUUUCUAUCUAUCACUGUCUGUUUCUUUCUAUCUAUCUAUCUAUCUAUCUAUCUAUCUAUCUAUCUAUCUAUCUAUCUAUCUAUCAUCUCCCAUUUCCGAAAUAUAUGCUUCUCUUUCUUUCUUUCUUUCUUUCUUUCUUUCUUUCUUUCUUUCUUUCUUUCUUUCAAACAUCUUCCCUCUUUCCUUUCCAACGUCUCUUUUAACAUCUCCCUUUCCCGAAAUAUAUGCUUUUCUUUCUUUCUUUUUCUUUCUUUCUUUCUUUCUUUCUUCCUUUCUUUCUUUCUUUCUUUGUUUCUUUCUUUCUUCCUUUCUUUCUUUCUUUCAAACAUCUUCCUUCUAUCCUUUCCAUCGUCUCUUUUAGCAUCCCCCUUUCCCGAAAUAUAUGCUUUUCUUUCUUUCUUUGUUUCUUUGUUUCUUUCUUUCUUUCUUUGUUUCUUUAGUAUUAAGAAACAGGAAAAAUUGUAUUCUGUUUCUAUCUAUCUAUCUAUCUAUCUAUCUAUCUAUCUAUCUAUCUAUCUAUCACAGACUGUUUCUAUCUAUCACAGACUGUUUCUAUCUAUCUAUCUAUCUAUCUAUCUAUCUAUUACAGACUGUUUCUAUCUAUCUAUCUAUCUAUCUAUCUAUCUAUCUAUCUACUUAUCAGAGACUGUUCCUAUCUAUCUAUCUAUCUAUCUAUCUAUCUAUAUAUCUAUUACAGACUCUAUCUAUCUAUCUAUCUAUCUAUCUAUCUAUCUAUCUAUCUAUCUAUCUAUCUAUUACAGACUGUUUCUAUCUAUCACAGACUAUUUCUAUCUAUCUAUCUAUCUAUCUAUCUAUCUAUCUAUCUAUCUAUCUAUCUAUCACUUUCUCUCUCUCUCUCUAUAUAUAUAUGUGUCCGUGAAAAGACUACGUUCUUUUUCUUUUUUUGUUCCUGCCACUUUCUCACACUCACGGAUUCAUUAUUGGGUUGAGGUCAGCCCAAGUAGAUACCCGCCAUUUCCCGACACAGAGCCAAAGAUACGCUUUUUUUUCUUCUUCUUCUGUUCCAACUCUCAAACUACAAAUGGUAAUGCCACUUUUUACGAAAUCUUUUCGUGCUUUCAAAUCCCGUCUUUCUUUUUUUCUUUCUUUCUUUCUUUCUUUCUUUCUUUCUUUGCAGUAUCUACCUUAUUUUUUCUUUCAAAUCGUUUCAUUAUUUCAUUUAUUCUGCCUUUCGGUAUUUUUUCUUACUUUCUUUCACUUUCCUACAAAUUCUUUAUUUCUUUCUUUGCCGUCGAUUAUCUGAGUAGCUUCUUUCUUUCAUUCAAGUUUUUCAUUCUUCCAAACCAUUUCAUUCUUUCUUUUUGCCCAAAUCCCUUUUUUCUUCUGUGUCCUAUCGAGCAUCUGAAUAUCUAUUUUCUUUCUUUCAAAUUAUUUCUUUAUUUCUUUCGCUCAUUCAUUUAUUUUAUCUUUCUUUCGUUCUUUCUUUCACUUUUCACUAAAUACUUUCUUUCUUUGCAUGGAAUCGACAAUCUGGAUUUCAUUCAUUCAUUCGUUCAUAUUUCUUUCUUUCGUUUUUUUCUUCUUUUUUAUUUUCUUUCUUUCUUUCUUUCUUUCUUUCUUUCUUUCUUUCUUUCUUUCUUUCUUUCUGUGCCAUCCAUUUUAAUUAUCAUUUCUUCUUUCUUUCUUUCUUUCUUUCUUUCUUUCUUUCUUUCUGUGCCAUCCAUUUUAACUAUUAUUUCUUCUUUCUUUCUUUCUUUCUUCCUUUCUUUCUUUCUUUCUUUCUUUCUUUUCUUUCUUUCUUUCUUUCUUUCUUUCUUUCUUUCUUUCUUUACCCUCCAUUUUAACUAUCAUUUCUUUCUUUCAUUUCUAUCUACUUUCUUUCUAAUCGAUUUCCUUCCUUCCUUCCUUCCUUCCUUCCUUCCUUCCUUCCUUCCAUUCCUUCCUUCCUUCCUUUCCUUCCUUCCUUCCUUCCUUCCUUCCUUCCUUCCUUCCUUCCUUCCUUCCAUUCUUCCUUCCUUCCUUCCUUCCUUCCUUCCUUCCUUCCUUCCUUCCUUCCUUCCUUCUUCCUUCCUUCUUUCCUUCCUUCCUUCCUUCCUUCCUUCCUUUCCUUCCUUCCUUCCUUCCUUCCUUCCUUCCUUCCUUCCUUCCUUCCUUCCUUCCUUCCUUCCUUCCUUCCUUUCCUUCCUUCCUUCCUUCCUUCCUUUCCUUCCUUCCUUCCUUCCUUCCUUCCUUCUUCCUUCCUUCCUUCCCUUCCUUCUUCCUUCCCUUUCCCUUCCUUCCUUCCUUCCUUCCUUCCUUCCUUCCUUUCCUUCCUUCCUUCCUUCCAUUCCUUCCUUCCUUCCUUCCUUCUUCUUUUCCUUCCUUCCUUCCUUCCAUUUUCCUUCCUUCCUUCCUUCCAUUCCUUCACUUUCCUUCCAUUUUCCUUCUCUCCUUCCUUCCUUCCUUCCUUCCUUCCUUCUCUUUUUCCUCUCUUCCUUUCUCUUCCUUCCUUCCUUCUCUCUUCCUUCCUUCCUUCCGCUCUUAUUCUCUACUAUUAUUCUUUUCUCUUCUUUUCACUUUCUUGUAUUUUUUUCUCUCUUUCCCCUCUCUUUUUCUCCUUUUUUCUCUCUUUUUUCUCUUUUUUUCUCUCUGUCUCUUUUCUUUCUCUUUUCUCUCUUUCUCCUUUUCUCUUACUUUUCACUCUCAUUUUCUUUCUCUUUUUCUCUCUCUCUUUCUCCAUCUCUUUUUUCUAUCUCUCUUUCUCUCUCGCUCUUUUUCUCUCUUUGUCUCUCUCUUGCCCUUGAUCUUUUCACUUUCUACAAAUCUUUCAUGGUUUUCUUCUCUUUAACUACUUCACACCCUCCCCCUUUCAGUCUCAUUUCCUUUCUCCUUUCAUUCAUAUUCUCCUUCUCAAGUGUCUCUUCCUCGUUUUUAUUUCUCAUUUCCUCUCACUCUCUCUUUCUUAAUUUUUUCUAUCCCUCCCAUCCUCUCUCAUUAUACUCCCCCGCCUCAACUCCUAACUCAAUCUCUCUUCGCUUCCCCCUACCUCAUAUUCUCAAUUCGUUUCCCUCUCUAUAUCUAUCAUUUUGUAUUUCACCUUACUCUCCUGCAACGGGGAUUAUUUUCUUCAGAGGACUCAACCAGAUUAUCAUUACGCUUUGCAAAAGAUUAGAAUUCUUUCUCCUCCUCCUCCUCCUCCUCAGCCUCUUCUUCUUCUUCUUCUUCUUGAAUUUAACUUCUUUUAAUGUACUGCCUUUUCAUUUCUGUACCUUCCCCCUCCUUCUCUCGUUGCUUCUCCUCCUCCUCCUCCUCCUCAGCCUCUUCUUCUUCUUGAAUUUAACUUCUUUUAAUGUACUGCCUUUUCAUUUCUGUACCUUCCCCCCCACCUUCUCUCGUUGUUUCUCCUCCUCCUCCUCCUCCUCCUCCUCCUCCUCAGCCUCUUCUUCUUCUUGA